Phacochoerus africanus (Common warthog) is the source of this 1260-nucleotide messenger RNA. RefSeq names its product SREK1 interacting protein 1 (gene SREK1IP1). Lineage: Eukaryota; Metazoa; Chordata; Mammalia; Artiodactyla; Suidae. The record is from RefSeq and is a predicted model, not a curated record. The coding region runs from base 182 to 649 and encodes 155 amino acids. Gene Ontology annotation, molecular function: zinc ion binding; nucleic acid binding. The transcript is spliced from 5 exons.
UCAGUAGCUUCUUGGUUCCUCUAUCGCCGCAGGCUUUUAGGGCCUUACCCGACUGUCAUCUGGGUACCGCGACGCGCGUAGAAGGAAGCGGCGGCCGUCAUUGUACGUUGUCCCCGCAGCCAGCGGUAAGCGAGCGCGCUCUCGAAAGCCUAGGGGUCCUGCAACCCCAAUUCCCCGCGCCAUGGCAGUUCCAGGUUGCAACAAGGACAAUGUUCGAGCAGGCUGUAAAAAAUGUGGCUACCCUGGUCAUCUGACUUUUGAAUGCCGCAAUUUUCUCCGAGUAGACCCAAAAAGGGACAUAGUUUUGGAUGUUAGCAGCACAAGCAGUGAAGAGAGUGAUGAAGAGAAUGAAGAACUGAAUAAAUUGCAGGCAUUACAAGAAAAAAGAAUAAGUGAAGAAGAGGAGAAGAAAAAAGCCAAAAGCAAAGAGAAAAUCAAGUUGAAAAAAAAAAGAAAAAGGUCUUAUUCAUCCAGUUCCACUGAAGAGGAUACUUCAAGACAAAAGAAACAAAAAUAUCAGAAGAAAGAAAAGAAAAAAGAGAAAAAGAAUAAGUCAAAAAAGGGGAAGCAUCACAAAAAGGACAAAAAGAAGAGAAAAAAGGAAAAGCAUUCUUCAACUUCUAAUAGUUCUGAAAUCUCCAAAAAGUAACUGAGACUUUGCCCUAAGCCAUUACAUUUUAAAAUUUGGUUUUGAAAAUUAACUUUCUUUGACAUUUGCUAUAUAAUUAUGCUUUGCAAUAAAUCACAGCCUUUUCCAUAUAGACAUGUUUUUCACAUAUGGUACCAUUAUUGUCUGGCAAUAUUUUAAUGUACUAUGAUUAUAAAAUUUUGAAUCAGUCUUAUUACUUGAUAGCCAUGGCCCAAGUAUGAAUAUUUGUGCAGCAAAACUCAUCAUUUUUGAUAUUAUGUUUCUGUGUGUAUGGCAAGUAUUAUUACUUCAUAAGUUGACUGUAAAUGGCUUAACUGCAGUCAACACAGAUAAUUUAUCUAGCAGUUAAUUAGUAUUAAUUAAGUGUCCACCUUCCAGUGAUAAAGUGAGGUAGGGGAUGAUGCUUUGCACUUGACACUGAAAAUUUUAAUAGUUUUAUAUCCUAUGAUAAUGUAUAAAGAUAGUGAAAUUCUUCACUGUUUUUAAAUCUAGACUUUUUUGUUUUGUUUUGUUUGAAUGUCAUAGGAAAUGAAGCUGCUUUAUUGAUCUCAACCAAAACUUAAGUGAAUGGUGUCAGUAAGAAGAUGAUAAUUAAAAUAUUUGUAACAAAA